Mugil cephalus (flathead mullet) is the source of this 5715-nucleotide messenger RNA. It is a transcript of the gene syt1a, whose product is annotated as synaptotagmin Ia. The transcript has 12 exons. The record is from RefSeq and is a predicted model, not a curated record. Gene Ontology annotation, molecular function: calcium-dependent phospholipid binding; phosphatidylserine binding; syntaxin binding. Gene Ontology annotation, cellular component: dense core granule; axon; synaptic vesicle membrane. Bases 609 to 1868 code for a protein of 419 amino acids. Gene Ontology annotation, biological process: regulation of calcium ion-dependent exocytosis; calcium ion-regulated exocytosis of neurotransmitter; cellular response to calcium ion. Lineage: Eukaryota; Metazoa; Chordata; Actinopteri; Mugiliformes; Mugilidae.
CUUCCUCUCCCAAGCCGUGCAUGAGGUGUGCGUUUGCCGUUGUGUGUUUGAACAGGAGAUAAUCUAGCGCCAUCCACACUGCUCCCACCAGACUGGCUAUGCAGCGGGCAGACAGAGUCAUCAUCCAGCCCUCUUUCUCUCCUCUGAUCUAGGCUCCACCUCUCACUUUCCCUCCCUCUUUCUCUCUCUCUCUUUCUCUCCCAGAGCAUCACACACACACACACACACAUACACACACACACGCACACACACAACACACACUCCCUCCUAGACUCCCUGCUCCUACUCCUACUAGAUGAGCGCGCCUCCUCGUCAGGGCGAGCCGAUUCCGGAGCUGAAGGUGUGCUGUCGUUUUCCAGUGAACUGCCAUUUGGUAAAAGAAGACCGGAAGAAGCCUCUUCGACUGGAUAUUGCUGUCUGAGUCAGUGUGGUGGAAGCUUUUAAAGACAUACUACACCCGGAUCUGUUGAGUUAAAGUGCCACAUCAAGAUCGCCUCAGCGGAAGAAAGCAGAACUUGUUUCUGAAACACCUUUCCUGGGAUUGUGAAGAGGAGCAGGGGAAGACAGCGUGCUGCCAGCAUCUGCCUGGCCGCUCCAGCUCCGCCAAGAUGAAUGAGAGUCGAAGGGAAGCGCUGGCAGCGGCGGCCCCCGCGCCCACCACCGCCUCCUCCUCCACGGCUGGCUCCAACACCACCAACAUGGCCGGCCCCGGCACGGGGGAGAAGGAUGAAGCCUUCUCCAAGCUGAAGGAUAAAUUCAUGAACGAGCUGAACAAAAUCCCACUGCCAUAUUGGGCCAUCGUCUCGAUCGCCUUUGUGGCGAUCAUCCUGGUGUUAGCUUGCUGCUUCUGCAUCUGCAAAAAGUGGAUAUUCAAGAAGAAAAACAAAAAGAAGGGCAAAGACAAGGGCAAAAAUGCCAUCAACAUGAAGGACGUCAAAGACGGAGCCAAAACCGAGGAUGAGGAGGAUGCGGAGACAGGGCUGACUGAAACGGAGAAAGAUCCCGAGCCCAAGGAGGACCAGAAACUGGGCAAAUUACAAUACUCCCUGGAUUACAAUUUCACAGAGAACGCGCUCAUAGUGGGGAUCAUCCAGGCGGCAGAGCUGCCCGCCAUGGACAUGGGCGGCACAUCCGACCCGUACGUAAAGGUCUACUUGCUGCCCGACAAGAAGAAGAAAUUCGAGACCAAGGUCCACAGGAAGACCCUCAACCCGGUCUUCAAUGAGCAGUUCACCUUCAAGGUCCCCUACGUGGAGCUCGGCGGGAAGACGCUGGUGAUGACGGUGUACGACUUCGACCGCUUCUCCAAGCACGACGCCAUCGGCGACAUCAAGGUGCCCAUGAACAAGGUGGACUUCAGCCACAUAACGGAGGAGUGGCGAGACCUGCAGAGCGCCGAGAAGGAGGAGCAAGAGAAGCUGGGCGACAUCUGCUUCUCCCUGCGAUACGUCCCCACCGCCGGCAAGCUGACCGUGGUCGUCCUGGAGGCCAAAAACCUGAAGAAAAUGGACGUGGGAGGCUUGUCAGAUCCAUAUGUGAAGAUCCACCUGAUGCAGAACGGCAAGAGGCUGAAGAAGAAGAAGACGACAAUCAAGAAGAACACCCUGAACCCUUACUACAACGAGUCCUUUAGCUUUGAAGUCCCGUUCGAACAAAUCCAGAAAGUGCAAGUUGUUAUAACUGUUCUGGACUAUGACAAGAUCGGCAAGAACGAUGCCAUCGGCAAGGUCUUUGUGGGCCUCAACAGCUCGGGGACGGAGCUGCGCCACUGGUCCGACAUGCUGGCCAACCCCAGGAGACCCAUCGCCCAGUGGCACGUCCUGAAGCCCGAGGAGGAGGUGGACGCUCAGCUCUCCACCAAGAAAUAGGCAGGGCCCUUUCAGUACCUGCCUUGUAGUACUCUUUAGCCAGUAUGUGUAAAUACCUCAGUGAUAUAUGGGUCCAUCCAUGUAAACCCCCCCAACCCCCCAACUCCCUUUUACCCAGUCUCCCUCGGCUUUAGCGCUCCUAAUUUCACACACAGUCCUACGUGUUCCCGUUCUUCUUCUUCUUCUUCGAUCAGGUUCUGCUUUUAUUUAUUUUUUAGUUCCUCUCUGAGUCUUUCAUUUCCAUCCACAAGCCCCUCAACGGCCCCCCGACCAAAAGCCCCCUUCUUUUAAGCAAUAUGAUCUGUAUAGAUAGCGCAUGACUGAAAGAAUUUAUUGUACCACGAGUUGUAUAUAUAAGUAUGCAGACAAAAAUGAUUUCUAGUUUAUGUGUUUGUAUGUUGUUACCCGUUUCCUAAUCUGUGUAUAUCUCGAUGUUUUUAAUAAGAUGUUCUAUUUUAAAUUAUGUAAAUGCAGAUAUAGAGGAAAGCCAAUAUUAUAUAUCCCAGGAUUUAAAAAUUCUACCUUAUUACCUUAUUGCAUUCCAGAAAAGAAAACUAACGAUUUCCAACCCGCAAGACACUAGUGGAAAUAUAUUCACGUUGUAAAUGUCUGGCUUUAAGUUCAGAGAGGGAUCAUCGCAGGAAAGACUAACAGAUGAAUAUAUAUUCACACAAAACCACCAAAACAUAAGGCCAUUAACUACUAUGGUUCUGUGGGGGAAAAAAUACGACUAAUAAUAAUAAUUAUGCUGCUGGAAAUUAUACAAGCACAUGAUUUCUUACGACUUUUUGUACUUAUUUCUCAAUCAGAGGACCUAUGUGUUUAGCUUGACGCAGAAACAUUAGCGUUAGCGUUUCAUUUCUCCAUAUUUGGCGAGUUAAGUGAAAUAGGUCCUCCUCUUACUGGCCUCUGUCCACUUCUACUGGCUCCUUUUCUUUUCCGAAAACUAAAAUAAAUGAAUGAAUAAAUGGAAAACCUUGCCUCCAAAAUGAACAAAAAAAAACCAACAAAAAAAAAAAACAACCCCAAACUAAUAAAAGCACCAAGCUGUAGCCAUCGUGUCCUUAAACUCGUUUUAACAAGAUUUUUUUUUUUUUGUUAACCGCUUACUUUAAACAGCCUUGUCGUUUUUUGGAAGCAAAUCGGCCGGAGUUUAAAAAAACAAAAAACAGAAAAAAAGGAGUCGCGGCUCUGGUUUUAAGAGGACUAUUUUUUAGAGCAAUUCAGCAUCUUGACUAUUUUUUAGUAAACUGCAUGAUUUUUUUUACAAUCUUUACUAAAAAGGCUGGGGCAAAGGGGAGAUCUACUGACACCAGGGGACGCUCUUCUGAAUCAAUCCCCUUGCCUUGAAUCAGAGGAGAGAAAAAAAAAAUUUAAAAAAAAAUGAAAUAAAAAAUCAAAAGACGUUUAAACUUUGGGUCAAUGUAACAUUGACGGAGGUGAAAGCGAGUUUCUAAACACUGCCAUUUCCGGGGGAGGCGACUCGUGUAGAGGCCCUCUCUUCAUGCACACUCCCACUUGCCAGUGGUUGUAGCUUUGGUUUAUCGGGAACAAUGUCUUCGGCUGCAGUGGUGCCCUGAAUCGCAGUCUUUGCUUUGCGUUGCCUUCUCACAGUGACAAUAGAGCUAGCCAUGUUUUACUGCCAAUCUUAACUUUUUAUGUGGCUGCUGUUUUUGCACUGGAUGUCUUUGAACUAGCUUUCUUUACAAAACUUCAUUUCAGGACACGCUGCAGGGGUGCAGGAGGGGGCGGGGGAAUGGGAAAUCGUCCCGCUCGAUUAAUUAGAAAAAAAAAAGAUAAGAAGCAAUGAUGACAAAUCACGUUUCAGCCGACAGCAAUUCCAUGAGUUUUGUUUUCUCGUUGGCACGGGGACUCCACCGGGAGAGCAACGAACUAACCGUAAAAGUUAAUGGUCUACGUAGGCGAUUCGUCCAUCACGUCCUUUACUACGGGUCCAAUCAGAAGAGGAUUAAAAGUUCAUCUUUAUCUUGGAGGAACCUCUUGCAUAUACUCGACGCUAGCUUCAGGAGGACUUUCUAAAUGUUUUCAAUGUUACUGUGUAGUUGAUAUUAUGACAAAACAAAAACAAAAACAAAAAAAAAGAAAGAAAAAAGCUACUUGUCAUUCCAUAGGAGUCUCCGAGGACUGCUUUGUGUAUCACUGUGACUGCCGUGUGUGCUUAGAGACGUAGACUUAUCAGUAGGUAGCGAAAAACCAGUUUGUUCCGUAGUGAUGUCGUAGCGUUUAUUGCCAUUUUCCCUUCUACACGCAAAAGGAAAGAAAGGAAGAGAAAGGAGAAAGGAAAAGAGGGUGAAAUAAAAUAACCCCCCCCCUCACCUCACACCGCCACCACCACCAGGUGUUUGAUCUGAGCGCGAGCGGGGUUCGCUUCACACAGCAUUUUGUUGAGCACUGUGCAAUACUUGUAUGUUCAUCCCAUAGUGUUAACAACAACAACAACAACAACAACGACAACAACAGCCCUACAGGGUGAAUCCAGUCCAGACGGAUGGUUAGGACACAGCACACGUAGAUCCAGCUUGACACCCUCCGUUUAGGGUUCCCUCCCUUUUUUAUUUUUGAGUUUGUGUUCGUUUUCUUCUUGCACACAGAUCCAGCAUCGCAAGUUUCAGGGAGUCGUAGUUUGAAACCAAGAUUCUAGGUUUAAACAUCCCCCUAAAAGUUAAAAGAAAUAAAUGUGUACAUAUAUAUAUUUACAUAAUCAUGUCAAAAAAAUGUAUAUCUAGAAUAAAUAUAUUCUGACAUGAUUAUGAUUAUUCAAAUAUCCACAUAUUUAUCAUCAUUCAUUAUUAUUAUUUUUUUUUUGUUUGUUUUUUGUGUAAAACCCCUCUUUUAUAUUUGAAAACUCUGAAUGUACAGUAACGGACUGUGUUGGUGUAGAUUACUUUAACCGUGAGAUUAUAGAUGUACUUUGCACUUUUUGUUGUAAAAACAAAACAAAAAAUAAGGAUAUAUAGUCAUUUUGUUAAUAUUUUUUCAACUGUCUCCCCUCGUCUGAUCCAAAAAAAAAAAAAAAAACGAAAUCACUGACUCUACUUUAAAACCGUCCCUCUUCCUUUCAUCUGACGUGUCUCACAUGUGUAGAUCCAUGAGUACAGCUUCAGAUUUAAACGAGUAUAUAAAGUACAGGCUCGUACAGAUAUAUGAGUAAAUACGAGUAGUAACGCAAGGAUCAAAUUAUGAUAAUAAUAAUAAUUAUAAGUGUGUAAAUCAGGGAACUCAGUAACGGGCAGCAUUGCAGAAUCCAUCAGAAAAAAACUGCAAAAGCAAAAAGAAAAAGCCAUUACCUGCACUGCAGCGCGAUGCUGCUCUUAUUACGGUUUUCCUACCAAAGUGUGCACGCAUAAUCAAAAUAAUCAAACCCCCCCAAUUUAUUUUUAUUUAUUUUGUUUUGUUUCCCUCCUUUUGUGACAAACCAACACCAAGCUCUCUGUGUGACAAGAUUCUCUCCAGUGACACCUGACGAAAAAGCCACACUGACCUUUCAAAAAAAAGCGAAGCUGUGUAAAGUAUUAGAAUCUGAUGCUGUAGAAAGAUCCUAGUUGCCUUUGUGUAUAUCAACUGCCUGCUUGAGUAUUUUUGUGUGUGGAACUUUCCUCUGUGAUCUCGUAGAAACUGUUUGGGGUGUUUUUUCCUGCCAUAUCGCUCGCGGCGACGGGGGCGAGCCGCUGCCGGCUAUAUUUGCUGUGUAUACCUUCAUUUUUGAUGAGGUGUUUUACAGUUUCGUUUCACUUUGUGUAGUGAUUCACUCCGUGGAGUUUUCUGACUGUUGUUAUAUAACUUCAUAUACACAAAUGAUCAAUAAAAAUGUUUUAUUUCCUGUUGA